Canariomyces notabilis is the source of this 1410-nucleotide messenger RNA. Its product is annotated as ferredoxin reductase-like protein. The record is from RefSeq and is a predicted model, not a curated record. NCBI's taxonomy places the organism in Eukaryota, Fungi, Ascomycota, Sordariomycetes, Sordariales, Chaetomiaceae. Gene Ontology annotation, biological process: ergosterol biosynthetic process. The coding region runs from base 141 to 1196 and encodes 351 amino acids. The transcript is spliced from 2 exons. Gene Ontology annotation, molecular function: cytochrome-b5 reductase activity, acting on NAD(P)H.
CAAGCGAGGUGAAUUCCCAUACCAUUGACACGGGCACCACACCACUUCCUCGCAUCUUUUCCUUGUUCUCAGUUCCCUUAGCAGUUUAAUUAACAGUGGGCGCAUUCUCAGUCCUCCUAAACCUCUGCCAAGCCGACACAAUGAGCUUGUUCGUCGCCAGCCGGUCUGCCUUCCGGGCCGCUGCACCCCUCAAGCGGCAAUUCCAGGUCCGCAGAUAUGCCACCGAGCCGACGUCUCCCGAGUCAGCCAAAAAGGGCAGCAACACGGCGCUCUACAUUGCCGGCGCUGCCGCGUUGGCCGGCGCCGGGUACUACUUUCUUGGGGGCACGCCCGCCGCAAAGAAGGCCGAGGAGAAGGUGAAGCAAGCGACAGACGCCGCGGCCGAGAAGUUGCCCACCGGCAGCGGCGAGGUCAAGAAGGCGCUCACGGGGGGCGACCAGGGCUUCAUCAGCCUGAAGCUCGAGGAGGUCGAGAUCGUCAACCACAACUCCAAGCGCCUGCGUUUCCGCCUGCCCGAGGACGACAUGGUGUCGGGCCUGCACGUGGCCAGCGCCAUCCUGACCAAGUUCCAGCCCCACGACUCGGACAAGCCCGUGGUGCGGCCCUACACGCCCAUCAGCGACGAGGACGAGAAGGGCUACCUCGACCUGCUCGUGAAAAAGUACCCCAACGGGCCCAUGAGCACGCACCUGCACGACAUGGUCCCCGGGCAGCGCCUCGACGUCAAGGGGCCCCUGCCCAAAUACCCCUGGGCGCCCAACAAGCACGAGCACAUUGCGCUGAUUGCGGGCGGGACGGGCAUCACGCCCAUGUGGCAGCUGUGCCGGGCCAUUUUCAACAACCCGGAUGACCAGACCAAGGUGACGCUGGUGUUUGGCAACAUUAGCGAGGAUGAUAUUCUGCUGAAGAAUGAGUUGGCGUCGCUCGAAAACCACUACCCGCGCCGGUUCCGCGCCUUUUACGUGCUCGACAACCCGCCUAAGCAGUGGACGGGCGGCAAGGGCUACAUCAACAAGGAGCUGCUCAAGACGGUGCUGCCUGAGCCCAAGGAAGAGAACAUCAAGGUGUUUGUGUGCGGCCCGCCGGGAAUGAUGGAGUCCAUCUCGGGCAACAAGAAGAGCCCCAAGGACCAGGGCGAGCUGAAGGGUAUUCUGAAGGAAUUGGGCUACAGUCCGGAGCAGGUCUACAAGUUCUGAUGUGCCGCCGCUGAGCGUCGUUUCCAGUGCUUGUCCUGAAUUCCGGCGCUGCUCCUGGCAUGUAAUACAUACCUAGUUUCAUGUGUAUAAAGCGAGCCCACAAUAGAAAUGUGUAAGGUUGAUCAAGUUGUACCUCGGUGUACCUGAACGGGGACCAAGCACGAUCUCAGCAAAUUAGGGUAUCAUACAAUUGUCCUGAGUUCGUUUUUCCUUG